Molecule: messenger RNA, 3161 nt
Organism: Toxoplasma gondii ME49
Lineage: Eukaryota; Apicomplexa; Conoidasida; Eucoccidiorida; Sarcocystidae
Exons: 1
Coding region: 1137-2489 (450 amino acids)
Source: RefSeq, a predicted model, not a curated record
GGCGCGUUGAGGUAAGUUUGCCAGACGUUUGCCUACCGCAAAAGACACAUACACACGCAACAGUCAGGCUUCUGGGUAGUUGGCGAACCUCGCACGCUGCGCCCUGUUGCCAACGCUCUCGAUUGAGCAGCCGUUUUAAGGCGAAGUGGCAAGAGGGCGUUGUUCCGGACUUGCUGACCCUCGAGAAGACUAAAGUUUCACUUUCGCAUACUGGGAAGGUUUUAAAUGUAGCUGCGCAUUUGCGCGGACGGAACUCCGACGCAGUCGCAGAGACUCUGAGAGAAGGGAACCGGCUCGCUGGAGGUGGCACUUUCCAGAAAGGUGUCUGUACGCGAAUGCAGGACCGCUUAUGCAAGACGUGCACCGCACGCGCCCAAGAGACAGAUGGAUGUGUGUGCAUGGCAGCACAUCUGCAUGCAGAGGGGCGACAUGAAGUGGCACGGUUUGAAGACAUCGGAAACCCGAGAAGGCGCAAUGCGUUUCGGUCUUUUCUCUUGUCUUGCAUUUUCAUGAUAGUUUCCGAAACAAGCACAAGCUGGCGCCCAGACUACACCCGGUUGAGUACGACAGUCCGGCCGCGGAUGUCACAGGCUGAUUCUUGAGACGCUUUUUAUUGCUCGUUUACUCCUGCGGAUACUCCCGAAAUUAAAUCGGACUGUAGUGUAUCAUUCGACAGCUGACGGUUCAAGUCGUAUUUUUCUUGUGUGUAGUAUCUCCUGCCCCCUGUACAUGUUCUUACAGGCACUGUACAUGUCUCAUUUGACGGAGACUGCCUCGAUCUGUCGUCUUUUCUCCGUGAACAGCACCCGUCUUCACACAUCGCGUGUCACCCGGAGGAUAUCGUAGGUUGCGGUGAGUGUCCCCCUCUGCGUACCACUUUUUGACGUUGUGGAACAAAUGAUCGAGUAGCCUCUUCAGCAAACACUCUCCACAGGCUGUAUCUCCCGCCAAGCCUUCAGAUCCCCGGCAACGGAACCACACCCAGCCUGACUCAGCACCAGGGACAAAUAAAUGGACCAGAGCCAGGAAGGAGAUUCAUUCUGAUUCGCUCCAUUCUUGGAAAGGCGGUCGGCCGUCGUACUUUUUUUCGCCGGGAAAAUAAGUUCCUAACUCCCUCAGCAGCAGACCCUGCGAGCAUGUCUGCUGCGAUGGCCGCGUCUCCCGCGGUGGCUUCUGCCACAGACGCGCUGUGUCACCCUCAUCGCCGCUGCAGCGGGGCCGCCGGAGCUUCCUCCGUUAAGAAAAAAAGAGAGACGGCCGCUCUGUCGCUCUUCCAAUGGGCCACAGCGCUGUCAGAGCAGGCCGCGGGCGAAUCCGCCUCGCGGGUCCACAAGGAAAACGCGGCGCCUUUCGAAAGUUCGCUUCUCCAGCCAUUCUUCCCUCCCCAGGUUUUCCGGUCCUUCUCGAAAAGGUUGAGUGUCUCCAAAGCGUCUGAAGUGGACAGCAUGCCGCCUCUCAAAAAGGCGCGAAAUCAGUCGUGUUCUUCGCCGCGGCUUGCCCGCGCUGCGAGCCGCCUCGGUACUUCGAAAGCUGCCCAUGUGGCGAAGGCCGGUGGCCGGGAAAAGCGGACUGAGAAUAUAUGCGCGCUGGAACAGCCUGAAUUUCUCGAGACUCAUGACGAGGUACGCCCACAAACCCUUUUGUCUCCCAGCGAGGAGUCGGAGCUCGCGAGCGCCGAAUCCCACAUGAAAGGGUGGGUUCUGAGCGUGGCCGCCGCGGUCUGGGAGGUCCGCGGGAGCCGGUUGUCUGAAGCCUACGAACGGGAGUUAAUGAAUCUUUACGACCGGCCUGCAUGCGGAACCACAGGAGUUCGCGCCUACUUGAAUGUUGGAGAGCGCGACGCGUGCGCCGCUCUCCAUCAGGAAGUGCUCCGAUUGGAGCAGCGGGCGAACGCAGAGGCGGAAUUGCAGCGCGAGUACCUCACGCAAGUCCAUCAGGAGCAUGUGAAAAGUCUCCAGCGCCUGCGGACGGCGCUGCUAAGUCGGCAGCGGGAAAUGCGUGCCACUCUGCAGCAGCUCGCGGCGGUGCACCACCCCCAAAAGAGAGUCGCAGAGAAAGGCCGAGCAGGCACCGAACUCGUUGACCGGCUGCGAGAGCUGAUGGACGAACAGGAACGCCGCGUCACCUCGGUGUAUGUGCAGCAGGUGAACCGGCUGCAGGAGUCGCUCAACGAGUUGCUGACAAAGAGAACGGAUCGCGAGGGAAACUCCCUUUCUGCCCAGAAUUCGCAGAAAACAGCGCGAACUUGCGCGAACGGGUUGAGUGUGCAAGACUCUGCCGAGUCUGGCGCGGCGCUCUCUUCGGCGGCUCUGCAGUCCAAGCUGUCAGACAAACGCGGGAAAAGACAGAAACUAUCGUCCCCCUUCUGCAACUCCAACAGCAGCCUCAAACGACGCAGCGUGUGCAUGCUCCGCGGCCUCGCGUGCGUGACGCGUGCCGAUGCUGCAACAGCCAAGAAGAGCGGAACCUCCAAGCGCAUGUUAAGGUGAGGUGUGCGAUACGGAUACUUUGAGAUGGCAGGCUGCCUCAGGAACCAGGAGCUGCAGUCGAAGUCCGCACCGUUCCUCUCGGAUACAGGAAAGGAACGGCACGACUUCUGCAUGCGGCGCUUGAGCCGUGAGCACAAGUCGUGAAGGAACCAUUAGACCAGCGAAUGCAUCGGUGAGCAGGGUUUGGGGGGGUUCAAACUUUUUAAAGUGAGCGUGCAGCGUGCUCGCCAUGUUCAGUGAGAGGCUGGGAAUCGCUUUUUGGAGAGGGCAGAGAAGGUGUGAUUUGAAAACCUAGAAGGCGAUUGUCGCUUCUUAAGUGUACGUAGUUGUGUUCAACUCCGUGAACAGGCCGUCCGGUAGUACGGCUCACGUUGGAGGUUAAGGAACGUAGUGCUGUCAUUCCCUGUGAAUAUCGACGGUGUAUGCCUGGGGGUUGGUACUGCCAAGUGUAUUGUGGCAAGAUGCACAUCUAGAGAUGAAACGAAGUGUGCAGCGAGGAGUCAGCCGACGAGUUCGUCAGCAUUUCCUUUUGAAGGUGCGGGCAGAAAGGAGUUGAAGAAUGGCGACGUCGUAAAAACGCACAGACCUACGCCUUCAGUGCUAGCAAAUGUGUUUGUCGUCGUUGCUGGCAUGGCGACAUAUUGGCCAUGUUAAGACAAAACUAGACGUCGG